GCACGCUCAGGGAGAAACAGGGGCAUCACUGGCUGGAGAAGGAGCAUCAUAAAUUGAAAAUACUGUUAUUUGCAAAGAGGGGGCAGAUUAUUUGUUUUGUGAUAUUGCACGAGGAAAAGAAAAGAAGAAAACAACUGGAUCUGACAGAGACUUUGCCAUGCGACCGAGAUCCAGACUGCUGUCCAAGAGAAGGCUGGUGCUGCCCACCAUCAGAGAGGGCUCAGAGGAGGCGGUGAAGGAUUUGAACGAGGCCAACUCGCUCAUCAUCUCCAGCCAGUGCCAGGCUGUCACCUCAGAGGACUACCUCCUCUCCAUCUGCCACCUGGCACACCCCACCUUCCCCAGCAGGGAUGUGUCCCCCUACAGUGCCUCCCCACAGCAGCUGGACACCGUGCACCAGAGGCUGCAGCCGUCCCGGAUCAGUGUAACAACAUCAAGCACCUUUCAAUCAGACCCAGAAGAGGAGGCACAUGACAUCCAGCAAAAAGAACAGAACCAGGAGCUGAGGUUUGUAAAAUCUGACCCUCUGGAGUAUCUUUACGGGCACCAGAGCAACCUCUCAGGAGGUGGGAGGAGGGCUUUUAUGGAGGCAAGGUUUGCAAGGAAUCAUGGUAGUGUUUGGGAGGGCCAUCCUCGUGCCAGAGCUCACAGCAUCCCCCGUUCUUCAAGUCCAGACGUAUCUCGCCAACGCAAGAGCAGCUGCCCAGAGCUGCACAGCGGCACUAACACUCUUAUCCCAAACAUCUCCCCAAAACACAGGAGCUCAUCCAAGAGAGGGAGUCCGGCAGACAGAGGGGAGGCAGAGGGGGAGAGGCAGACCCCCAACAUCAAACAGUCUCUGCUCUCACAGUGGAUCUCUGACUGCAGGGCAGCAUGGAGGGAGGCACGAGCUCGGGCCUGCAUGCUGCCUGCCAUUGCUGAGAUUUAGGCCCAAAAGGACAGAAAGCAUAAACAUUCCUCAUUAAAGUAUCCUGAACAUUUUCAGUCAGUGCAUGACACAAUGAUGUUAGGAGAUAUGUAGAUGUGUAUUAUGCAGAUUUAUAUAGAAGGGAUAUGCUUAGAUACAUAUUAAAACACACAGACACCUAAAUAUUUCCAUCUGUGUUGUUCCAUUAAUGUUUACUCCUCUGACCUAUCUAUGCUUGUAUGGAGAUAAUCCUACAAAAACAAACAAAUCUGCAAAUGUUUUUUAACCUUUAAGUGUUUUGUGACCUAAGUCUGAAUAAAUAAAUAAAUCUUUUGA
This is a messenger RNA of Cheilinus undulatus (humphead wrasse), 1243 nucleotides long. RefSeq lists its product as uncharacterized. The transcript is spliced from 2 exons. The record is from RefSeq and is a predicted model, not a curated record. Gene Ontology annotation, biological process: regulation of autophagy. NCBI's taxonomy places the organism in Eukaryota, Metazoa, Chordata, Actinopteri, Labriformes, Labridae. Gene Ontology annotation, cellular component: mitochondrion. The coding region runs from base 158 to 928 and encodes 256 amino acids.